Molecule: messenger RNA, 507 nt
Organism: Tarenaya hassleriana
Lineage: Eukaryota; Viridiplantae; Streptophyta; Magnoliopsida; Brassicales; Cleomaceae
Exons: 1
Coding region: 28-276 (82 amino acids)
Biological process (GO): regulation of developmental process; innate immune response
Source: RefSeq, a predicted model, not a curated record
CAUACUUUCUGAAAAAAAAAAAAAAAGAUGAUGAAAAACUUCAUGGGUUCGAUUCUCUUCCUAAUGUUGAUCGGUUCGGUUCUUGUGGAGGCUCGUCCCCUCGGUCUUAGCCAAACCGAAGAGAAGCUUAUGGUCGGUUUUUUCGACGGUUUGUCGCUCGGUUCGAUCAAGCAGUCGGGUCCGAGUCCGGGGGAAGGGCAUCGAUUCGCGGAUCAAAGGAAUACACUCGGAAGUAUUAAGCCCUCGGGUCCUAGCCCGAGCGGACCUGGUCACUAGUGAAUCUAAACCGGCGGUUCGCACGGACGAAGCCGGUUUGAUGUGGUUGUCCCGGUUAGGUGAACCCGGUGACUCGGUUAUUUAUUUAUUUUGUUAUUUCAAUUUAUCCAUUAUUUCGAGUGGGGAAUGAAUAAGAUCUAAUUAAUAUGUAUACAAUAAAAUACAAUAGAAUGCGGGAGAAAAUAUCGGGGAAAGGAAAAUGUAGUUGGCCCUCGUUUUUCUAUCGAUAGG